CAUCCCCCCGUUCCGACGGGGGUGUUUCCCGCCCGAUCUCGCCCAAAGGCCGUUAGUCCUCAGUCGCGCCGCAACCUUUGUGUUGCGAGGACACUUCCAAUCAUAUGCAUAUCCUUCUACAUCACUCGCUGUAAACUAAUGUCAAUGUAAUGUGAUAAAAAAUAUAUAAUUAAUAUUAACUAUCGUGUUUGAUCCCUGGGGAAGUUCGGAAGCGAACUUUGAAUAUAACAUCUCAUAUAAUUUAGGCGAAGAGCACAAAGAGUCGGAGGUGUAUAUUUCGGUAAAUCCGUAUCGUAGUAUCAAAUAUGUGGCAGUUCGAGGACUCUGAAAUAUGCUCCAUAGGGAUGAUCCAUCCUUCCAACAGCAGACACUCGGGGCUGUCGCUGCUGUCGGGGAUGUCCACCUUCUCAGGUAUAUCGACGUUGUCUGGAUGCGGUUCACCGGAGAACAUGGAGCGCCUCCCGGAGCUGCCCGCGGCUGAGGAGCGUCGCUUGCGGCGCGCGGCCCACGUGCUGCAACAACGACUCAUCCUGCGACAGUGGCUGGCCACGCACAAACUGCAACACGCUUAUCCCAAACUGCUGAGCUUGGACGUGUCGUCGCUGGAGGACGUGUACUGGGUGGAGGACUCCGCCGCGAGGCACGUCAUCGAGCCCAAGGACUUCAGCGUGUGGUCCACCGCGAGGCAGAGCCUCCCUACCGGCAAGGAAGCCCUGCAGUCGCUCAAGUCGGACCUGUGGAGCGCCGUGGUCAAGAGUAGCAAGCAUCAGGACGCCUGGACAUGGGGCGGUAUGCUGGUGGUGUCCAUCUCGGUAUGUGGGCUGGUGACCCUGGCAGCUAUGACUCAGCCGUCCCUGGCUCCCGAAGCCAAGCACUCACUGCUGCAGUACGUCACCGGGAAGUACCUUCACCCGCCCAGCUGCAAGGUGGAGUGGGGCUGGGAGGAGCCACAGGCUGUAGGCGAGACGAUGUGCUUCACUGUGCACUGUUACCAACGAAACGGGCAGCCUUACCCGGUGUGCGACACGGACGACCUGGUCGUACACAUCGCACACGGGACCAGGAAGAUAGCGGCGGUCGUCGAGCUGGGAUCUGGCGACCCUGCCAAGGCGCACACCGCGCGGGUCAAGUUCACCGUGAGGACCGCCGGGGUGUACGUCAUCAACAUACUGAUCGGCGGACAAGUCGGUGCGGGCGGACCUCACCGCAAGUGGUUCAGUGCGGGCCGUGUGGAGGCGCGGCGGUCGCGGGUGGGCCGAGCGCGGGCCCCCCUCGUCUGCACGGAGCACCGCCCGCGACGUCUCCACCUCCACCCGCGGGACCGCUUCGACAACCCCGCGGCCCUGCAGCACCCCGCGGCGCGCGGCUUCACGGUCCACCUCUCCCCGCUCGGUGAUCCGAGCGGUGAAGCCGACCCCGAGCUAGACGCGGCCGCCGCCAUCGAGUACGACUCUGUGGAGCGCCGGGUCAGCGUGGCGCUGUGCUUCCCGCGCGCUGGCGUGUUCCGCGCAGCCGUUCACUACGAGGGAGCGCUCCUGCAUAACGGGGAGUUCGAUUGUAUCGUCCUCACAGCGGCCGACACGGAAACCGUUCAGCGCCAGUUGGGUUCUCGGCGCGGCGCCACGUGGGAGGCUCGCACGGUGGGUCCGAGCUCCCCGUCCGCACGACCUCGACGUGUCCUGUGCGUGCUCAGCGCUAAGCAGCUGCUGCUCAAGGACUACUUUCUCAGAUUCAUUCCUAAACGCAUCACUUCGUUUCGGCUCUGUCCAUCGACAAAGCUAAUUCUGAGCCCGCGGCCCGAGGGCACGGGUCCGGGGGGCGAGCUGACGCUAGACGACGGAGUGCAGCCGCCCCUCACCCUGUACUGCGCCCAGCGGGACCUGCUGGCUGCUACAUUCACUCAGCUCCUGAUCGCCAACUGCGGAGGCGAAGACAGUUUUAAAAACAAGCAGGACUACUUCUACAGCGAGGUGCGCAAGGCCCACGCGCGUCUGCCGCACGACAAGCUGCCGCUGCGCGUGUCUCGCGCCGACCUCCUGCGCUCCAGCUUCAAGGCCACCAAGCACUUCACUUUGGCCGACUGGUGCAAGAACUUCGACGUGACCUUCCAGGGCGAGCAGGGCGUGGACUGGGGCGGCGUGAGGCGCGAGUGGUUCUCCCUGCUGUGCGGGAAGCUGUUCGACGCGCGCUGCGGCCUGUUCGUAUCGUGCCAGGACUCGCCCGCCGGCCUGGUGCAUCCCAACCCCGAGAGGCCGGCGCAUCUCAAGUUGAAGCACUUCGAGUUCGCCGGACGGGUGGUCGGGAAAUGUCUCUACGAGAGCGCGCUGGGGGGCGCCUACAGGCAGCUCGUGCGGGCGAGGCUCGCGAGGUCUUUCCUGGCACAGAUCAUAGGACUGCGCGUGCACUACAAGUACUUCGAACAAGACGACCCGGAGUUGUAUUUGUCCAAAAUUAAGUACAUCCUGGAGACGGAUCUGGACGCGUCCGACUCGCUGCCGGAGAUCUACUUCUCUGACGACGUCUACGACAGCAGCGGCCGCCUGCUGGAGACCAGAGACCUGGUGCCCAACGGCUCCACCAUCAGAGUCCGCAACAGCAGCAAGCUGCAGUACCUGGACGCCCUGGCCCAGUGGCGACUGGCGGCUCGCUGGCGGCCCGAGACCGACGCCUUCCUGCGAGGCCUGACGCUGCUGGUGCCCGACCACCUGCUGGCCAUCUUCGACGAGAAUGAGCUGGAGCUGCUCAUGUGCGGGACGGGCGAGCUGUGCGUGGCGGAUUGGCGCGCGCACGCGCUGGUGUCGGGCUCCGGGCGCUCGUGGGAGCGGCGCCUGGGCUGGCUGUGGGCGGCCGUGGGCAGCUUCAGCGGCGAGGAGCGCGCGCGCCUGCUCCAGUUCACCACAGGUUGCUCGCAGCUGCCGCCGGGCGGCUUCCGGGAUCUCAGCCCGCGCUUCCAGAUUGCCGCCGCGCCCACGCACGGGGCGCUGCCCACCGCACACACCUGCUUCAACCAGCUGUGUCUGCCGGACUACGACUCCUACGAUCAGCUCGUCCGGGCACUGCUGUGGGCCAUCAACGAGGCCGGCGAGGGCUUCGGCAUGAUCUGAACGUCCACACAAACUUACGAGUACUACGACGGUUAGAGCGGCGGGGGCGGGCGGGGACGGGCGGUUACGGGCGGGGGCGGGCGGGGACGCAUCGAGAGCUCGACAGAUACAGACAAGAAUCUUGAGAUAUUUCAUUUUGUUUAAUAUUCACGAAUAUAAUGUGUGAACAGCGUGUCGUCCGCCCCGCUCCGCUGCCCCCGCUCCGCUGCCCCCGCCCCGCUGCCCCCGCCCCGCAUCUCCCGCUGCCCGCAGGCCGGUGUGUGUUGAAUAACCCUCUGUUAUUUUCCUAAGCCGCCGGUUCAGAGCUCCUGUUAUUUUCCCGCUCCUCUCUAUGUUCCGAUCGCACUCUCUGUAGAUGUCGUAGUGAUAAAUCUCGAACCACGAGCCGUGGACUGCUCCAGCUUCGGUGGAGUCUGCGCGAUGUAGUCCUGGCCGUUAACUAGCCGAGCCGUAGUCAGGUAGUCGUAGAAGUUGUAGCUGAAACAUAUUGUUGAACGCAACGCUAGGUCGAGUAUCCUAGACUAAGAAGAUUUCCGUCAACGUCUGCAAGCGGCGGCGGACGGAGUGCUGUAACGUGUUCCUGCCAAUGUGAAUCGUCCGCGGCGAAGGAAUUGAUAAUGUGUAUGUUGAAUGCGCGACAAUAAUGUUGACCCAGAGGUCAGAGGACCUCGCUUUACUUCAAGCACAAGUUAGGGCUGGACUCACGGCGGGCUCUCGACGUGACUCGUCAACGUGCAGCUGAUGUGUUCACCCCUGGCAGUGUUUCUAGAAUAUACCAAAGCGUUAUCUGCGAUAGUUCCCCAACGAUCUCAUGAGAGGCUGUUUGUGUGUCGUUUUGUUUUGUUAUUAUAACUGUUGUAGGUCGUGUCCGCUACAGCGUCUCGCACAGAGCAGUGUACUCGUAUGCGAGAUCUCCCCCCGCGGACUCCAGUCAGGCUCCCAUGAUAUCGACGAUAAUCACAAAUGUAUCACAUCGCACAACUACAUAUAACCUAUGAUGAGAACUCAAAACAUAUAAUCUAGAAAAAAAAUGUAUUCCAUGUAUAUAAUCCGAGAUUAUGAAACGACAUCACAUAGUCUUAUUAAACCUCGGUCCCCCUAGCGAUAGUUUGAACAGUUAAUACGCAUUAAGAUAUUAACUUUGUGUAAGAGAUGAAUCAGACUUAUGUUACGACACUUACUAACAGAAAGAAUACAAAAAAAAAGAUUAUCAAUGAAUAUGGAAACAAACAGAUAUUGCAGGCUGUAAAAAUAACAGCCAAAAAAAAAACUAAUUUAAGAAAAUCAAAUGUACAAAAGAAGGUAGACAGUUCAGAGCGAGUAGGGUUACGAAUGUAACAGGCGAUAAUAAAAAUGAAGAGAUUAAAAAAGGCAUUACAACUUGUUGACACUUGUUAUUCCUCCGUGAAGUCAGCGCACACUUCCCGUUCCUGUGAAGACUUCAAGUGUUAGCACGCGCUAAACCUCUCGGAUACAGUCCCUGUCUGUCUGUUUCAAACGGCCUCUUUUCUUUUUCGUUUUAAUUACGUUGUUCACGGACCUCUUGAGACCGAGAGUAUGUGAGUGUCAAAGAAUGUCCCUCGUAGGAUGAACAUUUUAUUAUCAUUUAGGGAUCACUUACUUUUACACGUUGACUUGAUUAAUCCCAGUAUCAUAUUUUAAACAAACAAAUGUAAUUAAUAAUUAUACUAUAGUAUUAUUUUUAAUUGCCUUAAAUUUAUUGUUCUGUUUUUAAAAGAUUUUUUUUUUAUAAUAUGGCCUUCAUCAGUGCAAAGACGUGCACAGUAUAUUCUGCCAGUGUCAUGAUUAGUUUUUUAAAUUAAAUAUUUCAAAAACCGCUCACCCGUCAUCUCUGUUUUUAUUUCGUUUUUAGUAAAAAGUUUGUUUUGGUGUCGCCUUAGCUUAUAUCUAGCUGCAAAGUAGAUGAUCGGAAGCUGUAUAAUGCCUAAAUCUUGGCAACACUGCAUCCCUCGCGCUGGACUCGGUCCGGGUGUUUUCUGAGGCCUACCGUCCCGUGGACUACUUACUGUUAGAUUAUUCAUGUUGGGAUAAGGACAAUUAGAUGUGCCGUUAUUACAACGUCUCUACUGUAACGACAGAUUUUUUUUUUAGUAGAUUUAUAAAAACAAUAUUUCUUUCAAGUGUAUGCAGUGUUGCGUUAAUUAGUUAUAUUUCCAAAAAAAUAUCCAAAGCUUUCCUCGACACAGCACGUCCGACACUUGUGGUCUUGUUUAAGGUAAGCCGUUAAUAUUAACUUUAGCUUAUAUUGCCUAAGUCAUUAUUUUUGUAUUCCUACCAAGGACUAGUCAUUUCGUCGUAAUUUACCAAAUAUUAAUUAUAAUUAUCAAAUUCCCAGCUCUUUUCGUCAAUGCAAGUUAAGAACAAUUAUGUUGGUAGAGAUGAGAGCAGCUUCUUUCACAUGGCAACAUUUUAUAUGAACAUUUUUUAAAAAUUGCUGUUGAAAAAAAAUUUUACGUGUAUGGUAUGCAAAAGUGUACGAGUAUUCUUAAAUGUAUGAACGUGUGUAAUAUCAACGCGGCCUAAUCAGUAGCAUUCGAUUCCGAUGUAAUGUGUUUGUAGUUGGUUGAAUAGAAAUGUAAGACUGAAAAAAUAAAUAAUUACAGAAAA
Molecule: messenger RNA, 5732 nt
Organism: Danaus plexippus (monarch butterfly)
Lineage: Eukaryota; Metazoa; Arthropoda; Insecta; Lepidoptera; Nymphalidae
Product: apoptosis-resistant E3 ubiquitin protein ligase 1
Exons: 13
Coding region: 306-3104 (932 amino acids)
Biological process (GO): negative regulation of apoptotic process; proteasome-mediated ubiquitin-dependent protein catabolic process; positive regulation of protein catabolic process
Molecular function (GO): ubiquitin-protein transferase activity
Source: RefSeq, a predicted model, not a curated record